AUGCUCAAUUUUGAAGAUGUCGAAGAGCGGGAUGGUGUUCGUCUUUCGUGGAAUGUAUGGCCCUCUUCUCGGAUAGAGGCGACGCGGACUGUGGUUCCGAUAUCGGCCCUUUAUACUCCAUUGAAGCAGCGAGAGGAUCUUCCUCCAGUAUUAUACGAACCCGUGACGUGUAAACCCCCUUGUCGUGCUAUUCUCAAUCCGUAUUGUCAAAUUGAUAUCAGAGGCAAACUAUGGAUCUGUCCUUUUUGCUUGACCCGCAAUGCUUUCCCCCCACAUUAUAAAGAUAUCUCUAACACCAAUCUACCCGCCGAACUACUUCCAAAGUACACGACAAUUGAGUACACACUAUCUCGUCCCGCUCAGGCUCCACCUGUCUUCCUCUUUGUCGUCGAUACCUGUCUAGAUGCCGAAGACCUCAAAGCACUUCGUGAUGCCCUUGUCGUCAGUCUCAGCUUGAUCCCACCAUAUGCAUUAGUUGGUCUCAUUACGUUUGGCACAAUGACACAAGUCCACGAAUUGGGUUAUGCAGAGUGCAGCAAAUCAUACGUCUUCCGUGGCGGCAAGGAGUACACACAAAAGCAGAUUCAGGACAUGCUCGGACUCAGUACGACAACUCGCGCCGCACCCCGCGCUGGCCAACCUAUGCCCCAACAAGCUUUUGGAGCCGCCCGUUUCUUGCUUCCUGUCCAGCAAUGCGAAUUCCAACUCACUGGCAUUUUGGAGGCACUCGCUCGUGACCCUUGGCCAGUUGCCAAUGAUAAGCGCGCUCUGCGUUGCACUGGUGUAGCUGUCAGUGUAGCUGUUGGACUCCUGGAGACGACUUUCCCUAACACGGGCGCACGUAUAAUGGUCUUCGCGGGUGGGCCGGCAACGGAAGGUCCAGGCAUGGUUGUUAGCAAUGAACUCAAGGAGCCUAUCCGCUCCCAUCACGACAUCGAACGGGACAGCGUCAAGCACUACAAACGUGCAGUAAAGUUCUAUGAAGGUCUGGCGAAGAGAGUAUCCAACAAUGGGCAUGCUGUCGAUCUGUUUGCUGGGUGCUUGGAUCAAGUGGGCUUGCUAGAGAUGAAGUCAUUGCCAAACUCGACAAAUGGUGUCAUUGUUCUAUCUGAUUCCUUUGCUACGUCGAUCUUCAAGCAAAGUUUCCUGCGCAUGUUCAAUAAGGACGACCAGGACUUCUUGCAGAUGGGUUUUAACGCGACGUUCGACGUACAGACUACCAAAGAACUGAAGGUUUCUGGCCUUAUCGGACAUGCAAUCUCUGCCGGGAAAAAAUCUGCAUGCGUUGGCGAGACAGAAAUUGGUAUUGGUCAAACGUCAGCCUGGCGGAUCAACUCCAUUACGCCUAGGACAUCUGCUGCUAUUUACUUCGAGGUCGUUACUCCUGCGGGUCAGGCAUUGUCUCCCGGAUCAAGGGGUCUCAUUCAAUUCGUCACUCAUUAUCAGCACUCAUCUGGGCAGAUGCGUUUGCGCGUCACCACAAUCGCUCGAAAUUUUGCAGAAGCGAACUCUCCCAGCAUCGCUUCUUCAUUCGACCAAGAAGCCGCCGCCGUACUUAUGGCAAGGAUAGCAGUCUUCAAGGCCGAAAUAGACGACUCACCAGACGUUUUGCGCUGGCUCGACCGCAUGCUUAUCCGUCUUUGCCAGAAGUUCGCAGAUUACAGAAAGGAGGACCCUGUCAGCUUUAGACUAACGGAUAAUUUCAGCAUCUAUCCACAGUUCAUGUUCCAUCUCCGGAGAAGUCAGUUCUUGCAGGUGUUUAACAAUAGUCCCGAUGAGACUGCAUUCUACAGACAUAUUCUCAACGAAGAAGACGUCAACAACUCGUUAAUCAUGAUUCAACCCACUCUGAUGUCAUAUACAUUCGAUGUCGAGCCCCAGCCUGUCUUGCUCGACAGCGUCUCUAUCAAAUCUGAUGCCAUCCUCCUUCUCGAUACCUUCUUUCAUAUUCUUAUUUUCCAUGGUGAAACGGUGGCCCAAUGGAGGAAAGCAGGUUACCAAGAGCAGGAUGGAUAUGAGAACUUCAAGGAGCUGUUGGAGAAUCCUGUCACAGAUGCUCAGGACUUGCUUGUCGACCGCUUCCCUAUACCACGUUACAUUGUCUGCGACCAGGGCGGCAGUCAAGCUCGAUUCCUGCUAUCGAAGCUCAACCCAUCAACGACGCACAUGUCGACAUCGAUGUAUGGCACUCCACAAGCUGCGGGCGCCGGACAGGCGAUCUUCACCGACGAUGUUAGCUUGCAAGUUUUCAUGGAGCACUUGAAACGCCUGGCUGUGGGCGCACAAACAAACUAG
Molecule: messenger RNA, 2295 nt
Organism: Suillus bovinus
Lineage: Eukaryota; Fungi; Basidiomycota; Agaricomycetes; Boletales; Suillaceae
Exons: 10
Coding region: 1-2295 (764 amino acids)
Biological process (GO): COPII-coated vesicle budding; endoplasmic reticulum to Golgi vesicle-mediated transport; COPII-coated vesicle cargo loading
Cellular component (GO): COPII vesicle coat; endoplasmic reticulum exit site
Molecular function (GO): GTPase activator activity; zinc ion binding
Source: RefSeq, a predicted model, not a curated record